Messenger RNA from Acanthoscelides obtectus, 537 nucleotides. The record is from the annotation of a GenBank genome assembly. NCBI's taxonomy places the organism in Eukaryota, Metazoa, Arthropoda, Insecta, Coleoptera, Chrysomelidae.
AUGUUCCCUGAGACUGAGGGAUUCCUUGUAGCUAUACAGGACCAGGUCAUUCCUACCAACAAUUACAAGAGGUUCAUACUUAAGAACUUGCAACAGUCUGAUAAAUGCAGGUACGGCUGUCAGGACUCCGAAACAAUACAGCACGUAACUGGUGGAUGCCAAGCAUUCGCUCCAACGGACUAUAAGGAGCGCCACGACAUAGCUGCCAAAAUCAUUCACCAGGAGUUGGCAUACAAAUUCAAACUGAUCGAAUGCAAGCUACAGUACUACAAAUAUACACCGCAAUGUGUCCUCGAGAACGACAAGUAUAAACUAUACUGGGAUCGCACUGUGCUUACGGACCAAUACGUAAAACAAAACAGACCUGACAUAAUCAUUGUCGACAAGGACGCCCAGAAAGUAACACUGAUUGAUGUGGCCAUACCUAAUAGUAACAAUUUAACAUACAAACAUAAUGAGAAAGUUGCAAAAUACAGGGAGCUAGAAUUUCAAAUUAAACGCCAGUGGAAAAUAAGUACGUGGAAACAAUACCAAUAA